Candidozyma auris is the source of this 1872-nucleotide messenger RNA. RefSeq names its product Sef2p (gene SEF2). Lineage: Eukaryota; Fungi; Ascomycota; Pichiomycetes; Serinales; Metschnikowiaceae. Gene Ontology annotation, cellular component: nucleus. Bases 1 to 1872 code for a protein of 623 amino acids. Gene Ontology annotation, molecular function: zinc ion binding; transcription cis-regulatory region binding; DNA-binding transcription factor activity, RNA polymerase II-specific. The record is from RefSeq and is a predicted model, not a curated record. Gene Ontology annotation, biological process: regulation of DNA-templated transcription. The transcript has a single exon.
AUGCCUGCCAAACCGCUCCUGGGGACCAAAGUCACGAAGCUGUGUCGAGUGUGUCGACAGAACAAGACCAAAUGUGACGCUGCCGCAAGAAGACCUCUUCCGUGCACCUACUGCUCGAAGAAAAACAUCAAAUGUGUGUUUGACGUUGCCAAACCGUCCAAGCGGUCGUACGACCUCACGGAGAAGCUCGUGUGUGAGGUUCAGGAGUUGCACUCCAAGCUCGACAGAAUCGUCGAGAAAAAGGCUACGCUAGUGUCCCAGUUUCUUCGAAGAAGUGCUCCUUCGACUCCUGCAACGCCCCUGGACAUGAUGGGGGUGCUUGUCUCGUCAGACUCGGACUCAGAUGCUUCAGACUCGAGCAUCCCAAAUUACAUCGAUCCUAUACCUACCCUCAGCCUUUCCAACUCAUUUGCUAUCCACUCAAACCUGGCGUACGAGCCGUGGACCAUCUCCUACGAUAGAGCGCUUUAUCUCCUAAACAAUUUCAGGGAGCAUUUCCUCCCGUACUUGCCAGUGUUGCCGGACCUGUUCUUCGAAAAUCCUGAUUUGCAUGAGAUCCACAAGCAAAGCGACCUUCUAUUCUGGUCCAUCAUAGUCACCUCGCUUCUAAAUCAGAAUCUGCCUGAUGAGUACCGCACCUUGGCUCGUCAUGUUCAGAAUUUGGUCGUGGUCAGAUGCUGGUUCAACACGCCUCGCUCUUUGUACGCUUUGGUCACCUUGCUUAUAUUGACCACCUGGCCCUUGCCUGACGAUCGCUCCCCGAAAGUGCAGAGCAACAUCUCAGUCAAGUAUAUUUCUUUGAUGAAGAGCUUGUCUCUUCAGUUUGGCUUGCACAAGUUAGACUUCAUUAGCGAAUUUAGUAAGAAAACAGAUUUGCAAGUGGCUCAAAAGCCUGAUGUCAAUGACAUCAUGCGUGCAAGAAUAUACAAGUUCGUGAACAUCAACUCGAACUACUGGUUGGUUUUCCUUGGGUUGUCUAACUCCAACUUCAACGGCUUCCAUCAGGACUAUAUCAUAAACAAGGCUGCCAACAUUGACAUCUUCAACAAAGAUAGGUAUCAAGACACUGACAAUUUCAUCAAUCUGUUGUUGAAGGUUUCGUUGAUCCAACUGAAAAUGAAUGAAAGCAUGAAUAAUGUUGUUGAGAGCGCAAACAAGAUGAGCAAGCUCAUUCAUCUCAAUAUGUUUGAGAAGAUUCUUGACGACUUCUGUAAAGAUAAAACCACACCUUUGGUGAAGGACAAUAUGAUUGCAAUCUCCUUAGAGUACUCAAAGUUGCAAUUAUAUGUUUAUUACUUUUCCACAGUGGACAUCAGUCUUGAGGAGUACAGAGAUAUAGUAUAUCGAGCAAUCAGGUGCUGCUCAAGCAUUUUAGCGUUUUUCUCAAAAUCAUUUGGUCAUUUUAAAAAUUUUUGUCAAAUUCCAAUCCACUACCGUUUCGGCAUCGAGUUGGCUUCACUUGUGCUUUUGGAUAUUCAUUCGAGCCCUCUUCUUCGGCUGAUAGAGGAUUACGCUUUUGUGAAGACCACAUUUUUGGAAACCUACAGAAUCAUAUCGAGCUGCACAGGUGACAGACUGACUUCUACUAAUCGACUUCUAAAAAUCAUAAUGAAGUUUGAUCAAUGUGACAAAUCCAAGUUGCUCGCAUUGAAAAGCAAGCAAGGUUCUUUUUUCCUCAUUGAAAAAAUGAGCAACUACCUUAUAUCAGGCUUGCACUAUGAAUUGAUAUGGCAUGUAUAUCAAACUGAAAAAUAUGGGUACGAUGAGGAAAAUACUGACAUAAACUGGAACUUGUUUGGGUUGCGUCCCGAAAUUCCUCAGCAUCAGGAAAUCAUGAAUUACGUUCAGGAUUCCACAUCAAUCUUUGCAUAA